Bradysia coprophila is the source of this 2911-nucleotide messenger RNA. It is a transcript of the gene Mtp, whose product is annotated as microsomal triacylglycerol transfer protein. Gene Ontology annotation, biological process: lipid transport; lipoprotein metabolic process. The record is from RefSeq and is a predicted model, not a curated record. Gene Ontology annotation, cellular component: basolateral plasma membrane; endoplasmic reticulum; Golgi apparatus. Gene Ontology annotation, molecular function: lipid binding. NCBI's taxonomy places the organism in Eukaryota, Metazoa, Arthropoda, Insecta, Diptera, Sciaridae.
AUACAGUAAGAACGACAGUGCUACGUGUCCAUCCAGUGGUAUAGUAUAGUGUCUUCCGAAUAAACAAUACGAGCCGGGCGGCGUAGAACAUGUAAAACGCUAGCUAAGUAGCUGACCGAUUGCAUAUUAGAUUUAAUUUAGUUUUUGGCAUCAAUAGUGUACGCAACCAAAUCAAAUAAAGUUCUUAGAUUUAAAAUGAUUAACAUUAGGAAUCUCUUGAUCAUUGCAGCUGUAAUCACCUACUUCGGUUUUUGUUGCCUGUCGAAACCGGCUGAACCCAUUACGGAUGCAUUCCCAGUCGGCAGUGAAAGAUCAUACGCUUUGGUCAAUGAAGUCACAGUCAAUCAUAGAAAGGGAGGCAAAAACAUUGGCUAUCGGCUGAAUGGCAUCCUGAAAGUCGGAGCAAUAUGGGGAACAGACGAGCAAAAACUUCUAAAGUUCCAUUUAAUCUCGCCGAAACUACAAACCAAAUCGAAAACGUCAGACAAUUAUGUGGAUCAAACAUCACCGCUGGACAUCGUUUCCGAUUUGGAGUUUUACGCUACCUGGGAACUGGGCAAAAUAACCAAAUCGUUCUUCAGCAAAAAGGAAGACGCGUCGGUGUUGAAUCUGAAGAAAGCUUUGAUCAGUUUGUUCCAAUAUCAAUUAAUGGAUGGCCGGUACACGGAGGAGGACAUCAGUGGUAGUUGUGAUGUCGUUUAUCGUACCAAAUCACCCAACCGCUACGAGAAGAUGAAAACGAAUUGUAAAGGCGAUGAUUUGGGAUACCAUUCACGAGACACCACUGCCAUUGGUGUUAGUGUUGUGUCGUGGCGUAUGUCUGAUUUCGUUGUUACGCAAGAGGGAACAUUGGAUAAAGUGGAAAGUAGAGAAUACCAUGAAAUUGCUGUGAAUGCAUUUAAAAGUGCCGGAGGAGGUCUGGAGUCGGUGAUAUCAUUGAAGUUCGAUGGCAGCAUAUCAAACAUUCAAACCAUUAAAGAGGCAACUGUUGGUGCUGCUGUUAAAUCCAUCAAAGGAAUCAAAUCGCAGCCACUACCAUCGAAUGUCGACUCGAAGAGUGGACGGCCAAAAACACCAAACUUAAAAGAUCUCGUCAAAUCAUUCAAAGACGACUUGGCCGAUGAACAUGUUGGGAAAUUCCGCAAUGCUUUGGCGAUAGCGAAAAUGGUUCCGUCAGCUCGAUCGGCUACAAAAGACGAACUGUUGCAAAUUUUGAAGUCCCAUACAAUGAAAGACUACCGAGGCCAGCUACUAGAUCUGAUGGCAGCAACGCAGACUAAGGAAUCUCAUGAUGCGGUCAGGUCAAUUAUCGAUUUUACUUCAGCCGAACAACAAACGGAUGCGGAAAGAUAUCUGCAGUCGUUAGCGAUCGGUACCAGGCCUAGACCGGCGGUCAUCAAAGAGUUACUUCAGCUGACGGAAAAGAAAUUUAGUGAACCGAAAAUGGAGGACACUUUGGUGCAGACGAUAGCUUCAAUGGGUUACCGUUAUGCGCGGCUUCCUAAUCAGAACUAUGACAGUGAAAUCGUGAAGGCGAUCGAAGGUUACUUGUUGAAAUCGUUGAAGACUUGCAAGGAACCACUUUCCAAAGUGAAGUUCCUUCGAGCACUGCAAAAUUUACAGUCACCCGCCGUGAAGUCUGUUCUCUGGACAAAUGUCUACGACAGUGAAAGACUCGUAACUGUGGCCGCUAUGAAGGCACUGAGGAGUUAUCCGAGCCGGUUUUGGUUGGACGAUGAUAAAAAGGAAUUUUUGAAAGUUUUCUAUCAGCAAAUCAGAAAAUUCGACUCAAGCGUCCGAACACUAGCCCUCGAUGUUAUAUUGGAGCUACAACCGUCAGUCACUGAAAUCACAGAACUUCUACACUUUUUGAGGUCCAACGAUAAGGCAUUUGAAGUGAAACAAUAUUUGCUGCAGAAUCUGAUUAUGAAAGGCGAUCGGUGCCCGGAAUUCAGAGUAAGACUCACAGAGGCUUUAUCCAGUGAGCCGCUCCUGAACAAUUAUCAUAUCAUCGGACAGAAGGGACUGUCGACUGCCUUGUCCCGAAUGUUCUCGAAACCGCCGUCAUUUAAUGGAACAUUGCUUAGCAUUCAAGAGGUUCAUGGUGGUGUUUUGAAACGCGGUGUGGUCGAUAUGACUGUCGAUACCAAUACCGACCACUUCAGUCUAUUCACGCUCGAACUUUAUGCAGCCGGACUGUCAUCCUUCAUGGGUGGUUCAGACGAAGAUACCGAUGCAAAUGAAUCCACAACAGCUGGAAUGGAGAUAAAAGUGCAGGGUGCCUAUUUUCGGCCGUUAGAAUUUUUCAACGGUCAAGGUGAGCUAAUGGGACACGUUUGGAGUGGCACAGCAUCGGAACCAACGCCAGCGUACACUGCCACAUCUCUGCUGCAUGAUCACGAAGAGAUUUUGCGACUACAAAAUGGUGCAUCGUUGCGUAUAAAUGUGUUGGGAGCGCUGUCUAUCGAUCUGAACGGACAAGUGCAGCUUAGUUUGUGGAACAAAAACGCUCACUGUCAAGUCGACAAAAACAUGGGCAUUGCAUUGACUGGGUCAAUUAGUUCCGAAACCAGUUUCAUUUCACUGAAUGUGGGCUUCACUAUUACGGAAGAACCGAAACUGCAACUUUUGACCGAUACAGAUUUUUCGUCCGAUGUACAGCUUUGUAUGCAGUUAACCCAGCCGGAAGUCGUAAUGAGGCAUGACAUCACCAAAGUACAGCAAGUACCAGGAUACACUCUUCGGAGGAAAAUGAAUUUUGUUCAUCGACUGCCUGGCUUUACGCAUUAUUUGAACCAAAAAAACAACGACAUGUGCAGAUCGAUACUGUCGUAGUCGGUUGUUAACAUUUUCUUUUUGUAAAUUGUAAAAUAAAUGGAGAGUCGCUGGGGUGAUGACUGUAAACGAGGAA